UACUUCUUUUCCUUCCUUUUCAAUCAUGUUAAGAGUUUCUGUAGCCAUUCAUCUUUUUAUAUGCAUCCUCCUUCCUACAUUACGAGUUUCGUGCAUCGAUGUUAUCUACCCGAACGAGCAAAAUAACGUUACACAGUCUAUGAUUUCUCAGAUUUGUUCCGAUAUGGAAGAUCGAAAUUCGUGCAUUUCGAACAUACAACAUGAGCUAGGACGAAGUGUCAAUUCAAAUCCAAGCUCUGUCUUGAGUGCUGCGAUUAGAGCGACGCUUAACGAAGCGAGACGAGCCAUAGAGUCCAUAACAAAGUUCAGCACGUUCUCGUUUAGCUAUCGGGAAGAAAUGGCGAUUGAGGACUGCAAGGAGCUUCUCGAUUUCUCUGUUUCCGAGCUCGCUUGGUCGUUAGCCGAGAUGAAAAGGAUUCGUACAGGCAAAAACGAGGCUCCGGAUGAAGGGAAUCUAAAAGCAUGGCUGAGUGCUGCUCUUAGCAACCAAGACACAUGCCUUGAAGGCUUUGAGGGCACAGACAGACAUCUUGUAGGCUUCAUUAGAGGUAGUUUGAAGCAAGUUACGCUUCUCAUUAGCAAUGUCUUGGCAUUGUACACUCAAUUACACAGCUCGCCGUUUCAACCCCCACGGAAUGAAACGAUAGAGAUAACCAAGAGUUCGGAGUUUCCAGAUUGGAUGACGGAUGACGAGCAUGAGCUCGUGAAAUCUCAUCCACGUAGCGCUCAUGUCGAUGCAAUUGUUGCUUUGGAUGGAAGCGGAGAUUUUCGUUCCAUCACUGAGGCGGUAAACGAAGCUCCAAAUUAUAGCAAUAGAAGGUACAUCAUAUAUAUAAAGAAAGGAGUUUACAAAGAAAAUAUCGACAUGAAGCGAAAGAAAACCAACAUAAUGUUUAUCGGAGAUGGUAUCGGAGAAACGGUAGUGACGGGAAGUCGCAAUUUUCUUCAAGGAUGGACUACGUUCAGAACUGCAACAGUUGCGGUUUCCGGGAAGGGAUUCAUAGCAAGAGACAUGACAUUUCGCAACACGGCUGGACCACAAAACCAUCAAGCAGUGGCACUUCGAGUCGACUCUGAUCAAUCAGCCUUCUAUCGGUGCAGCUUCGAAGGCUAUCAAGACACGCUCUACGUCCACUCCCUACGCCAAUUUUACAGGGAAUGUAACAUUUACGGCACGAUAGACUACAUCUUCGGCAACGGAGCAGCAGUAUUCCAAAAAUGUAACAUCUACACUAGAGUUCCGCUCCCGCUUCAAAAGGUCACGAUCACCGCUCAAGGUCGAAAAUCCCCCCACCAGAGUACGGGGUUUUCGAUCCAAGACAGCUUUAUUUACGCAACUCAACCAACGUAUCUUGGAAGACCAUGGAAGCUAUACUCAAGGACAGUCUUCUUGAACACUUACAUGAGUGGCUUGGUACAACCUAGAGGAUGGCUUGAGUGGUAUGGUAAUUUUGCUUUAGGCACAUUGUGGUAUGGAGAGUUCAAAAACUAUGGACCCGGUGCAUCCCUUUCGGGUCGGGUCAAAUGGCCCGGGUACCACAAUAUCCGAGACACCGCUGUAGCUAGGUUCUUCACUCCUAUGCGCUUCAUUAACGGUCGAACAUGGUUACCAAAAACCGGGGUUAAAUUCACAUUGGGAUUGAGUAAUUAAACAUCCAUAUGUUAUAGGCUUAGAAAUUUAAAUCUU
Cucurbita moschata (crookneck pumpkin) is the source of this 1687-nucleotide messenger RNA. Its product is annotated as putative pectinesterase/pectinesterase inhibitor 22. Gene Ontology annotation, biological process: cell wall modification. The coding region runs from base 26 to 1651 and encodes 541 amino acids. Gene Ontology annotation, molecular function: pectinesterase inhibitor activity; pectinesterase activity. Lineage: Eukaryota; Viridiplantae; Streptophyta; Magnoliopsida; Cucurbitales; Cucurbitaceae. The transcript is spliced from 2 exons. The record is from RefSeq and is a predicted model, not a curated record.